Messenger RNA from Ceratotherium simum simum (southern white rhinoceros), 1590 nucleotides. It is a transcript of the gene FBXO2, whose product is annotated as F-box protein 2. Gene Ontology annotation, molecular function: protein binding; ubiquitin protein ligase activity. The record is from RefSeq and is a predicted model, not a curated record. Gene Ontology annotation, cellular component: cytoplasm; SCF ubiquitin ligase complex. NCBI's taxonomy places the organism in Eukaryota, Metazoa, Chordata, Mammalia, Perissodactyla, Rhinocerotidae. Gene Ontology annotation, biological process: glycoprotein catabolic process; ERAD pathway; SCF-dependent proteasomal ubiquitin-dependent protein catabolic process.
CCCCGUCUGGGCCGCGCGCCCCGCACCCUCCGCACCGCGCAGACUCUCCCUGCCCCCUCGCCUCCUCUUCCCGGCAGCCACCCCCGGAGGGAGCUGGGAGAUGCCCCAGAUCGGAACCCCCCAUUAAAAAAAACCGACUCCCGACCUGUCCCGGCCUCCUGGGUCGGCCGAGGAACCGGUAGCCUCAGGCUUGGGGCCGACCGCUCCGGCCUGCGGGGCGUCCGGGCGCGGGGCCAAGGCGGGGCGGGGGCGGGGGCCUUUAAGAGGCAGGGCCGGCCGGGGCCCGACCCAGACGCGGGCAGCGCCUGGACUCGCCGCCGCCGCGGGACUCCGGCAGCCCCGCAGCGCUCCGGCUCCUCCUCCUCUCGCGACCGUCCUCGCAGCGAUGGACGGAGACGGUGACCCAGAGAGCGUGGGCCAGCCGGAGGAGGCGAGCCCGGAGGAGCAGCAGGAGGAGGCGAGCGCGGAGGAGGCGAGCGCCGGCGAGGAGCGGCCCGCGGAGGAGGAGGAGGAGGCGGCCUACCUGGACGAGCUGCCCGAGCCGCUGCUGCUGCGCGUGCUGGCCGAGCUGCCGGCCGCCGAGCUGGUGCAGGCCUGCCGCCUGGUGUGCCUGCGCUGGAAGGAGCUGGUGGACGGCGCCCCCCUGUGGCUGCUCAAGUGCCAGCAGGAGGGGCUGGUGCCCGCGGGCGGCGCCGAGGACGAGCGCGACCACUGGCAGCAGUUCUACUUCCUGAGCAAGAGGCGGCGCAACCUGCUGCGCAACCCGUGCGGGGAAGAGGACUUGGAGGGCUGGUGCGACGUGGAGCACGGUGGGGACGGCUGGAGGGUGGAGGAGCUGCCCGGAGACUGUGGGGUGGAGUUCGUCCACGACGACAGCGUCAAGAAGUUCUUCGCCUCCUCCUUUGAGUGGUGUCGCAAAGCGCAGGUCAUCGACCUGCAGGCUGAGGGCUACUGGGAGGAGCUGCUGGACACCACUCAGCCGGCCAUCGUGGUGAAGGACUGGUACUCGGGCCGCAGCGACGCCGGCUGCCUGUACGAGCUCACGGUGAAGCUGCUGUCGGAGCACGAGGACGUGCUGGCCGAGUUCGACAGCGGGCAGGUGGCAGUGCCGCCGGACAGCGACGACGCGGGCUGGAUCGAGAUCUCCCACACCUUCACCGACUACGGGCCCGGCGUCCGCUUCGUCCGCUUCGAGCACGGGGGGCAGGACUCCGUCUACUGGAAGGGCUGGUUCGGGGCCCGGGUGACCAACAGCAGCGUGUGGGUGGAGCCCUGAGUGACCCCUCCUGCGGCCUCCCCCAGCUGCCCUACCUGGGCAAAGGCCCGGGGUAGACAGCCUUAGUCAGUAGCAUCCUCACCUUCCCCACCCCCAUGCACUCCUCUCCCGCCCCUCACUCCAAGCCCAGCCCCCACACCGGGAGAGAGGGUUUGGUUGGCAUAUAUUUGCGUCUAGAACAGGAGAUGGGUGAGGGCGUGGGCCUGGUCCGGGCCCACCGCUGAAUCCCCCGCACCUAGCACAGUGCCUGCCACAAAGUGGGCGCUCAAUAAAUAUUAUUUGUCCAAGGAAGGAUGAAUGAACAAACGGAUGAA